CCCAUUAAAUUCACAAUGAGUGUAUAUGACUGAGAAACCAAUGUGAUAGAGAAAUUUACAAAACUAGAAGGAAAAAAAAAAAAGGAGAAAAUAAAAAAAAUUAGAACCGUUUUGUGAUUUUUGUUUUACUUUAUCCAUUUUUUAAAUAAACAAAUACCGCUUUAGUGUCUUCUCAUCUUUCUUGUUCCCAAUUUUCAACACACCAACCAUGGCGUCUUCAUUCUCAACCCAAUUGCUUCAAUCUCACAACCCUCUUUACCAUCUCCAGGGCAAUUUUAGCCAACAUGUAUCUAUGGUUCCAAAGUCACAUACCAUAUCACAGAUUGGUUACACUAAAUCAUUUCCAUUAAGAUCAAAUUUUUCUUUGAAGUUUUCAACCACGCAACAAUCUGGAGCAAGAUCAAUUACAUACAGGAGGAGAGUCACAUGUGCUGCUGCUGCUGCUGAAAAUGUUCAAGAGCUGCAAGCCAAAGUGACUACCAAAUGUUUCUUUGAUGUAGAAAUCGGGGGUAAACCUGUUGGCAGGAUUGUUUUGGGUUUGUACGGAGAGGUUGCUCCUAAAACAGUUGAAAAUUUCCGUGCUUUGUGCACAGGAGAGAAAGGAUAUGGUUACCAAGGAUGCUCCUUCCAUCGUAUAAUCAAAGACUUCAUGCUUCAGGGAGGGGACUUCACUGAGGGAGAUGGAACCGGCGGAGAAAGUAUUUAUGGUUCUAGUUUUGAAGAUGAGACUUUUGCCUUGAAACAUAUUGGUCCUGGAGUUUUGAGUAUGGCAAAUGCUGGUCCUAAUACUAAUGGUAGUCAAUUUUUUAUUUGCACCGUAAAGACUCCAUGGUUAGACGAUCGACAUGUUGUGUUUGGACAUGUGAUUGAUGGAAUGAAUGUUGUGAGGACACUUGAAUCUCAGGAAACAAGCAGAUUGGAUAUCCCUAAAAAGCCUUGUAGAAUUGUUAAGUCCGGAGAACUGCCUAUAGAUGGUUGAUGCUUAUGCGGGAGUGAAUCACAUGUUUCCGUCUGAGUACAAUUUUCUAUAUUUUGAAUGUCCUCUAUUGAACAUGUUAACAAGUUUGUAUUAUCAUUGGUCGCUGCUUAUUGGUUGUCAUUUGGAGACACAGCAGAGAAAAAACAUCCAUGUUUUGUUUUACUAGACUAAUGUUGAAUCCUUAUAGUGAUAAACUGAUAAUAUUAUCUUUUUCAGUUUA
This is a messenger RNA of Trifolium pratense (red clover), 1199 nucleotides long. Its product is annotated as peptidyl-prolyl cis-trans isomerase, chloroplastic. Bases 209 to 979 code for a protein of 256 amino acids. The record is from RefSeq and is a predicted model, not a curated record. Gene Ontology annotation, biological process: protein peptidyl-prolyl isomerization; protein folding. Gene Ontology annotation, molecular function: peptidyl-prolyl cis-trans isomerase activity. Lineage: Eukaryota; Viridiplantae; Streptophyta; Magnoliopsida; Fabales; Fabaceae. The transcript is spliced from 7 exons.